UGGACAUUCAACACUUUUUGUUUGUUUGUGUUUUUGUGGUUUUUUCAUGGCAGUGUUCAGUCGAGCCCUCCUGCUGGCUGUUGCUGCCAAGGAAGGGGUGAUGGGGGUCGGGGUGGAGGCUCGGCUCAACACCUUGGUGAGGAAACAUUUAUUUUUUUUCCUCAGGAGCCUCCUGUCAGAGUAACCUCUGCCCCGGAGAAUCAGCCCAGAAAUCUCUGCCUGGCCGGGACCCAAGGAAAACACAGGAUUAACUUUGUCCCGUGGUUCUGGGGGUUGUUAAAAGCCAGGGAACGCCGAGCCGGGUCGGGCGGUUCUGGGGAGCCACGAUGGGAGCCAAGCUGCUGGGGUUCUGCCUCGUCUCUGCCCUCCUCGCCUACUACCUCUACACCCCCAUCCCCGAGGACAUCGAGGAGCCCUGGAAAGCGAUGCUGGUGGCCACCAGCUUCAGGGUCAUGGGCCAGCUGGCUGAGGUUGCUGAUAAGCUGGGGCUGGUGCACUACAUGGAUACCCUGAUGCUGCUCACAGAUGCUGAGUACGUUGCUCCCAUGUCUGAUGAGAACAUCACUGUGAGGGACACGGAGUUCAGCAAUGUGUCUGUGCGCCUCUACCUGCCCAAAAAGCCCUCUGAGAGGCUGAGAAGGGCAGUGGUCUACUUCCACGGGGGAGGAUGGUGCCUGGGACACGCAGGCAUGAGGUCCUAUGAUCAGGUGACAAGGUGGACUUCAGACAGGUUAAACGCUGUUGUGGUGUCAGUCAACUACCGGCUGGCCCCCCAGCACCGCUUCCCUGCCCAGUUUGAGGACGUGUACACCGUAACCAAGUUCUUCCUCCAGAGCAGUGUCCUCUCCCAGUACGGGGUGGACCCGGACCGGGUCUGUGUCUCAGGAGACAGCGCAGGUGGCAAUUUAGCUGCAGCUGUGGUACAACAGCUGUUAGAGGAUCCUGAAGUCAAAACUAAAAUCAAAGUCCAAGCUUUGAUUUACCCUGCUCUUCAAACCCUUGACCUGAACCUGCCCUCUUACCAAGACAAUGACAACAAGCCCAUCCUACCCAGGUCACUCAUGAUCAGGUUCUGGGGUGAAUAUUUCACUUCGGAUCCCUCUCUGCAGGAAGCCAUGGCCACCAACAGCCACGUCCCUCUGGAAUCCAGCCACUUACUUCAGUUUGUCAACUGGAGCAAGCUGCUGCCCGAGGAGAUGAAGAGGGGCCACGUCUACAGAGCCCCCGUGCCCGGCAGCCCCGGGCUGGCCCGGCGGUACCCGGGGUUCCUGGACGUGCGGGCGGCGCCGCUGCUGGCGCCCGACGCUCGGCUCCUCCGCCUGCCCCACACCUAUGUCCUCACCUGCCAGCACGAUGUCCUGAGGGACGAUGGCCUCAUGUAUGUCAAGAGGCUGCGGGCCCUGGGUGUCCCUGUCACCCACCACCACGCCCAGGAUGCCUUCCACGGGGCCAUGAUGUUCAUCUCCUGGCCCAUGGAGUUAGCGGUGGGGCACCGGCUGCUGCAGCAGUACAUCGAGUGGCUGGACCAGAACCUCUGAGCUGGGAUGGUGGCUCCUGGGGGGAUAGCAGGAGCUGUGGAGGUCUUUGAGCCUGGUUGCAGUCCCUGCUGCCCUGGACAGUUGGGUUUGGAGCAUCCCUCACCUUCCCUGGCAGGAAAAUCGGUCUGAUUCCAACCCAAGUGUUCUUCCCCACCCUGGGGUCCUUCUGGGCUGGCACAGAGGGGUGCCUGGGGUGCCACACUCUUCCUGAAUACCCCAGCCCCCUGGGGUUCAGGGUCUUGACUCACUUCUUGCCAUCUAUCGUGGUGUCACAACAGGAGCUUGUGCAAGAGGGCAGGGUCCCAAUUGCCCAGGGGAGGGGAUGGGAUGGGUGGGGGAAGCACCCGGAAACCCAACGGGAUGGCUGGAACGCAGCCCAAAAGUUGUUCUGCUCUUGGUUUGUUUUCUGUUGGUUUUUGAGGUUUUUGUUAGCUUUUUGUUUGUUUGUUUGGGGUUUUUUCUUUCCUAAAAAGUCUCUGUCUUAUUUCCUGUUUCUUCAAUCCCUGCACCCAAAGGACAAAGUGAGACAACAGCCCUGGGGUUCCAUAAGGGAGGCAGCCUGGGGAGGUCCUGGCCUUACAAUAGCCCUGCUGUGUGGUUUAUGUUCUGCUUGGUAAAUAAGCUAUGUCUCCUGUGUUCUAAUUGUCCUAAUAAUUGCUGCAUAUGGUCUUUUAAAUAAAUUGCUUUGUAGCUUUAUAGGCUGGAAAAAGGAACACUCGUUCAGCUGUCAGUCUUGAGCAAAUACCCUCUGUAAAUGUUUUGUGUAUUAAAUGUAAAGCUUAAACCUUUCCUGAAUGCUGCAUGCAGACCUUGGCUGGUUCUUGGUUUCACACUGGUCACAACACAGACAUACUUGUGGCAGCCUGUUUUUUUCUUUUGCACAAAAGGUACUGAAUAUUCAAUUCUUCUUUUCUUUUUUUUUUUCUUUUUUUUUCCUGAGUGUGUGUGCAGCUUGUUUAGAUCAAAGGUAUAUGGGAUGGCUGCUGUGGUUUUUUAUUGCGUUGUGUUGGGUAUAAAAAUUAAACCUGUCUGUGAUUCCA
Molecule: messenger RNA, 2578 nt
Organism: Calypte anna (Anna's hummingbird)
Lineage: Eukaryota; Metazoa; Chordata; Aves; Apodiformes; Trochilidae
Gene: AADAC
Product: arylacetamide deacetylase
Exons: 5
Coding region: 327-1538 (403 amino acids)
Cellular component (GO): membrane
Molecular function (GO): carboxylic ester hydrolase activity
Source: RefSeq, a predicted model, not a curated record